This is a messenger RNA of Aspergillus bombycis, 1380 nucleotides long. RefSeq names its product FluC/FEX family fluoride channel. The record is from RefSeq and is a predicted model, not a curated record. The transcript has a single exon. Bases 1 to 1380 code for a protein of 459 amino acids. Gene Ontology annotation, biological process: fluoride transmembrane transport. Gene Ontology annotation, molecular function: fluoride transmembrane transporter activity. Gene Ontology annotation, cellular component: membrane. Lineage: Eukaryota; Fungi; Ascomycota; Eurotiomycetes; Eurotiales; Aspergillaceae.
AUGAACUCGGAUGGUUCGCAGCAGAAUGGUCGCCCUGGACCUCACGAUGGAAGCAAUCUGAACGAGGUUGCUGGCCCACCCCCUGUGUACGAUCCGUCUGAGCAGUCGGUGCGGCUGAAGGAUUACCUGGAACAUCAGCCAGAACGCAGCGCUCAGAUCAGCCCUCGAGACGCCAGAAAUGAGCCUGUUGGACCCGAUGAUGUGCAGAGCCCGGACGAAACCCUGCACGAGAAACACCCGAAACCAGGACGCAUCUCGAAGUUCCUGCAGACGACGUACAUUGUGUCCUAUCUUGUUUUAUUCUCGAUGGUUGGUACUCUACUCCGGGUGGUCAUUGAAUGCCUGACCUUCUACCCGGGGACACCAGUCAAUACCAGUGUUCUGUGGGCGAACGUUGGGGGCAGUACGAUCAUGGGCUUCCUGAGCGAGGACCAAGAGCUGUUUCACUUUGAAAGCGUCAAAUCAAGUCUCCCUGGCCAUGUGCGAAACGACCCUCCACAGCGUGCCGCGCAUAUCAAAGCCCACAGGAAAACCGUACCGUUGUUUAUCGGACUGACCACGGGCUUCUGUGGAAGCCUUACGUCUUUCUCCACCUUCAUGCGCGAUGCCUAUCUGGCACUCUCAAAUAACCCAGUGGUGCCAGCCGGAUCGUAUGACGAGGUCUCCCUGUUCGCGUCUGGCUCUGCCAGUUUGAAAUCUCCUAAUGGCGGGUUUAGCUUCAUGUCCAUUCUCGCCGUCCUCUUCACGGAGAUCGGUCUCUCCUUGGCCGGUCUCUUUCUUGGAGCUCAUCUUGCAGUGGGUCUCUCUCCAUGGACGCCCAGUCUGCCUCAAGUGUGGUUGCGGAAAUACGUCGACCCUUUGUCCGCUAUCCUAGCUUGGCCAUUAUGGAUCCUUGCCAUCUGUCUCGUGGUCCUUCUCCCCCAAGCUCACGGAGCAACCACGUUAUGGAGUCCAAAUAUAUGGCGCGGACCGUUUCUUUUCUCUCUUGUCUUUGCACCCAUUGGCUGCUUAUCCCGCUUCUAUCUCUCCCUCAAGCUAAAUAGCCGGAUAAUCGGUUUCCCACUGGGAACCUUUACGGUUAACAUAGUCGGCACGAUGGUAUUUGGAAUGGCCUACUCCGUACAACAUGCCACAGUCAGCACUUCUCCGCUCACCAUAGGCGGAAUUACCGGCUGCGAGGUGCUGGAAGGAAUCAUGGACGGGUUUUGCGGGUGUCUGACAACAGUCAGUACCUGGGUUCUCGAACUGUCCGAUUUGCGGCGUCGGCAUGCUUAUAUUUAUGGGAGUGUGAGUGUGGCAGUUGCUUUGUGUUUCCUCGUCGUCGAAAUCGGGAGUCUGCAGUGGACUCAAGGACUCGCCACACCUGUGUGUUUCCGAUGA